AUGACAUCGGCAGCGCCAGAGACUAAGAAGCCCGCAUUUUCAUAUGCUGCAGCUGCUUCUGGCAAAUUAAUCCCAAGCAAAUCCGGAGUGUCUACACCAGAGGAAUCGAAGAAACCGGUAGAAACCGGCAAUGCCGUGGAUGCCAAGAAGGACAUUGACACUCUUGACUUGUCAAAAUUAAAUAUCAUUGACGAAUCCAUAACUGCUUCUAAAGACCAGACUUCAGAUUCAUCACCUCAAAUAAAUGGUGUCACAUCUGACACUAAGAGCUCAAGCAGUGUCAAGGCCGCUGACGCCCAAUCCAUACAAGGGGAGCUAAGCAACAAAGAAGAUGACGGUCGAAGUAUCACAUCAGCUCAAGAAGCUGCUGGAAGCACGACUGGAAAUGACGAUGGUGACAGCAAGAGUGGGAAAGAGACAAGUUCUGAUGGUAAAACGAAAUUCAAAACCCAGAACUUGGUUGAUGCACCCAUACCAAAACAGAACCCUUGGAUGGUACGAAAGGAAGCUUUUGACCGAACUAAGGCCAUGCAGGCUGAGACAAAGAAGACUCAGCCAGUCAUGAAUGGAACCUCGUCGCAGGAUAAAGGGAGUCAGACAUUCGGAAACGACAGGAGACACAAUAGACAGAAGUCACUUGCUUCAGAGAAUAAACCUCCAUUCCAGCCUUCCGGCGGACGUCGAGACGGAUCUAAUAUUCCUGAGAAGCGGGGUGCCCCAGAGGCCGCAAAAGACGGCAAGAUAUUGUCCCAGAUCGAGGAUAUCUCGCGACGACCAACCAACCGCGGCAAGGGACAACAGCAGGAUGAUGCUACAACUGGGGAUGUGGCCGCAUCGCCUGCACCACCCUCUAUGACUGAUAAAUCCCUGUGGCCAACCCCUGAGGUCGCCCAAGAUGAAGAGAAGCGCGAGAAGCGCGAGAAGGAGGAGAAAGAAAAAGAAAGGGAGAAGGAGAAGCCCGCAGUAUCCGGUGCUCGUCCGACAAAAGACAAGUGGAUUACUAUGGCUGUCACGCCAAAUAUCAUCUACGAUACUCCUUUGCCCACACGUGGUUCUAGAGGACCAAGAGGAGGACGUGCCGAUCGUGGUGGAAGGACUGGUGCCCAGGGCCCACCCAGGGCCACUGAUACUGAGACUAGUACAUCGCCCACUGAAGCAGUUGCCGCCACUGGAUUUGACAAGUCUCGAAGCUCACAGACUACAUCUGAGCCAACAGCUGAGGAUGCUGUUGCUGUUGAGACCGCUGCAAAGAAGGACACGACCGAUGUCAAGAAGGAUGUUGCUCCACAAGUUGCAAAUGGUGUUAAACAGAAUGGGCCCACAUCAGAAGAGUCUCAAGAAAAGGAACGCAAGCCAUCUCAGGCCAACGACGACGGAGCAUUCGUUGGUCAAGGCGUUCUUCCGCCGUCUACCAUCCGCCCGAAGGCAGACAAGCCAACAACAUAUGCCACGCGCGAGCAAAAUACCCACAACCGUGGAGGCUACACUGGAUCUUUCAGCCAGAAGCAGGAGACUAGCGAUGCCAAUGGUACUUCUCACAACACAUCUCGGGACCGUCCCGCUGGCCGCGGUAACUUCCGUGGAGGAAGAGGUGACAGUAAUUCGUUCGUGAAUCAUUCCAAUACCCGAUUCAACGGCGGCAACUCGAUUCGCCAUCAUAGUCCCCCUUCCCAAAUCAACACCAACGCUCAACGCCAGUCUCCACAAUACCCGUCAUCGCCAUCCACUCCACAAACAGCUCGUAGUUACAGAGGAAACAAUAGCCGUUCGCAUAGUGUCACCCAACCGCAGCAAUUUGGGAAGUAUGGCAUGCAAAAUGGUUACCCUCCCCAGUCACCUUUUGUUCCGUCUCCUUCGUACUACAACAACCCUUAUUACAACAAUAGAGGCAGUGUCAGCCAGGGUGUCCCCAUGCAUCCAGAUUAUGAGUUCACAGCUGCUGUCCAGAACGUCAUGAACCAACUGAGCUACUACUUUUCCCUUGACAACAUGGUAAAGGACACUUAUUUGCGUAGCCACAUGGAUAGCCAGGGUUGGAUCUUCCUUGAUAUCAUUGCCGGUUUCCGCAAAGUCAAGGAGAUGACUAAGGAUAACAAGAAUAUUGUCCGAGAGGCCUGCAUUCAAUCACCGGAUGUUGAGUUCCGUGGGUACCACCCCGAUGGUCGUGAGCGUUUGAGGUCCGCCCGCAACCCUAGCGAGUGGACUCUUAAAUAUGAAGACCGCGACGAAAGCUGCCGACAUGAAGGCCCCUAUUGGACGGAGAACCGAUUUGCAACAGCCCCUCAGUACAGUCCCUACCCAAUGUACUUCCAAGGCCCGACCAUGCCUCCAAUGCCAGUAGCUGGUCCUACCGAUCAACAAUUCCCUCCAUACAAUGGCUACCCCCCUCAACCACAUAUGAUGCCCGCCUUCAUCCCAGGCCAAGAGUUUGUUCCCGAGAAUGGGGCAGCCUAUGGAAAUGGGUUUAUUCCUCCUUACCAACCCUUCGCUCCGGCACAUGAAGCCCAACCAACAAAUGGGCAUUCCGUUGAUGAGAGCGUCCCUCAAGCCGACAAGGGCGUCCGUUCACACAAGAAGUACCCUACGGUCAAUGAGUUCCCGGAUGAUAAGAUCGAUCAUAUUGUUUUGGUGAUGCGCAAAAGCGCCACCGGGACUGAAGCAUCCGCGCAGCCAACUGAGGGAGAACAGACCCCAAGUCUCAUGGUUACCGACCAGCUCAAUGAAGCCUUGGUUAAACUUGAAAGCGGUGAAGUUGAAAGCCAGAAAUCCAAGGAAAACGAUGACGGCCUGGUAAAGUUCUAUCCUACUAGUCCUAGGCAAGGACCGCAAGCCCACGGCUCUGUCUCUAAAUUGAAUGACGAGGUUGGAUGGUUUGUUGAUCCCGGCGUCACCGGAGAGGAAGCCCGUGUCCCUGGAGUAACAACCUUUACGCUUCACGCCUACUCCAGCUUCAAGAACAACGUCCUCAGCCGUCGCGACAGCAAAUCCGGCAAUGUUCGUGAACUAGACAUCCUAUACCGCUUUUACAGCCAUUUCCUCCGCAAACAUUUCAACUUGAACAUCUACAAUGAGUUCAAGAGUCUUGCCCUUGAGGACUUCCAUGCCGGCCGCGCGACAGGCAUCGAGUACCUUUACAAAUUCCACGUUUUCAAGAUCCAGAACUUCCCAACUCCAGACCUCUUCUUCCAGGAUUUCGCAACUUUUUCCAGCGAUCAAACCCUUGACAGACCACCCUAUGACAAGAAGAUGGUUGAUGCUGUUGGAUACAGCAAAACUAUCACAGGUUCUACCAAAACUAGACUCGGGAGAUUCAUGCAGGAGAAGAAUAAAAAUUUCCAGAUGUGGCCUAUCCAUACCCACCACCACCACCGCGACAAUCACUAUCACUCCCACCAUGGCGGGCGCCAUGAUAACCACAACAACCACGGACAUCACCACCCCAACAAUCACGGCAACAACCAUGGCAACAACCACGGCAACAAUCAUGUGAACAAUCACUCCAAUAACCAUGGUGCUAAUGGGGCCUCUAUCCGCGCCUAA
Molecule: messenger RNA, 3540 nt
Organism: Orbilia oligospora ATCC 24927
Lineage: Eukaryota; Fungi; Ascomycota; Orbiliomycetes; Orbiliales; Orbiliaceae
Exons: 5
Coding region: 1-3540 (1179 amino acids)
Biological process (GO): positive regulation of translation; mRNA stabilization
Cellular component (GO): cytosol; cytoplasmic stress granule
Molecular function (GO): RNA cap binding
Source: RefSeq, a predicted model, not a curated record